AUGCCGCCGCCGCGCGAACAACGACGGUCCAACGUGCGGCGCGCCAAUGUCACGGCUUGCACGAGGUGUCGAUCGCGCAAGCAGCGAUGCGACCAGAACCUCCCGGCGUGCUCCAACUGCGAGCGCGCGGGCGUUGAAUGCGUGAGCACUGAUAUCGACGGGAGGAUUGCCCCGAGAAGCUAUAUGAAGAGUCUCGAGGAUCGCAUCGCCUAUCUCGAAACACAACUGACGGCUCACGGUAUUGAAGAUGUUGACAUGCUACCUGUAGACUUUUCUCCGGCAGAUACAACCGAGUCAAUUCCAGCUUCCGCGAUCUCCCCCGAAACGGAUGGCCCGGAUGGCGAGUCCGAAGACUUGGUCGGCCGCAUUGCCCUGAAUUGCCUACAACCUCACGCCUUCUCCCAGGGAAUUGUGAACCAAAACGGCCUCUCCGUGCUACGAUCCCUGCUCUCUGACCCAAUGACCAAGGUAUCCUGGGCCGAGAAAAAGUCCGACAAUCACUCGCUCCUGGACGAGCUGCCUCGCGAGACGUCCGUCGGCAUGCCGCGUCAAGAAGUCGCCGGCCGGCUCGUGGACACAUACUUUGAGCACUGCAAUUUCUUCUCUCCAAUCAUUUCUUCCAAGAAAGAUUUUCUCACUAUGAUCGAACCCUUGUACGAUGCAUCUGCCUCUGACCAGUCCCUGAUCAAUGUCAGGUUCCGCGCCUUGGUUGUGUUUGGAACCUCCAUCUUGCUCCUCAACAGAACCGACUCUUCAGUCCCGAUAUCAAGAUCCGAGGGCUAUUUUACCGCUGCCACUCAAUUGUUUUCCCAGCAUCCCGACGCAAUAUGCACGGGCGACUUGGAGCAUGUUGCCAACCUCCUCUUCAUCAUCCAGUAUGCCUGCUUCUCCUCCAACCUAACCGCCGCAUGGCACUUUCUCGGUCUUGCCACGAGGCUCGCGGUCGAAUUGAACCUCCACAACGAACGUCCAGGGACUGCAUCUGACCAUCAACAAACCAACGAGAGGAGGUGGCUAUUUUGGUCCACAUACACCUUUGAACGGAAUUUGUGCGUCAUUCUCGGUCGUCCAUUUUCGAUUCCUGAUGAAGCCAUCGAAACACCGCUUCCAAUUCCACCUAGCGAUGACCCGGAACGAGCCCUCGCCGUUCACCUAAUUAAGAGCCGUCGCCUAGAGUCGGAGAUUUACACGACACUCAACCAAAGAGAACCUUGCAAUGGGGCCAUUCUCAAUAAACCCGCAUGGAGGGAGAACAUCCAACGGCGACUUCUGGAAUGGCACACGUCUGUCCCUCCCAUUCAUCGCACCAGCCAACUCGCCCCGGCUGAGAUCUUCAAUGGCGUGUUAUACAACGCCCUGGUCCAUCUAUAUUAUCCCUCAUAUCAUUUCCCGAACCCUUCAAAUGAUGAUUUGGUUGUACUUGCACAGAGUGCUACGGAUAGCAUUAAUUGCUACAAACAAAGCUUCCGGGCAGGCGAGUUGCGCUUCUACUGGCGCACCGUCCAUAAUGUUUUCAGGAGUGGUGUGGCCGUGGCGUACUGCGCCCAGAUUGCUACCAUGCAACAGAAUCCAGACUUGGACUUGGGCGACACGACGGCCUCCAUCAACUCAUGUUCUUCUAUACUUUGGGGCAUGGUUGAGCGAUAUCCAGCGGGUCAAGCAUACCGCGACAUCUUUGAUAGUAUCGCCAACUCAGUGGUGAAUCAAAGGCGAGAGCAGAUGGAUCUUGGGGAGAGUCAUAACAUGUUUGUGCAGAGCAGUGAGCACACAUCCAUUUUUGCGGAGCUAUCUGCGGACCUGGGAGCCGCGAACCUGCCGCUUACAGCGCUGGAUGCAUUAUCAUGGGGAUUCGGGGACCUGUCUCAAGUUCACGAGAAUAUUUAG
Ilyonectria robusta is the source of this 1884-nucleotide messenger RNA. RefSeq names its product fungal-specific transcription factor domain-containing protein. The transcript has 2 exons. The coding region runs from base 1 to 1884 and encodes 627 amino acids. NCBI's taxonomy places the organism in Eukaryota, Fungi, Ascomycota, Sordariomycetes, Hypocreales, Nectriaceae. The record is from RefSeq and is a predicted model, not a curated record. Gene Ontology annotation, molecular function: zinc ion binding; sequence-specific DNA binding; DNA-binding transcription factor activity, RNA polymerase II-specific. Gene Ontology annotation, biological process: positive regulation of transcription by RNA polymerase II; DNA-templated transcription.